GCGAUUUCUUGGAUUGCGUUCGGGAAUCAGGAUGAAGGUAUGGAUGGUGAAACCGACAUUCAAUACAGCUUGUAGUAUGACCAUUAUCAUUCUACUCAUGUGUCGUAAAAGAAGGUGACUUGCAGACUCUGCCCCAAACCGCGAAGGACGUCUUCUUCGGUGCACUCUCGUUCAACAUUGUACAUUAUACCUUUUGGCCCCAGAAAGCAUCAGCCGGACUCCAAAACUAUAUCAUCUGGGCCCUGGAUUCAUUUGCCACGCUCCUCGACCUUCUCAUGCGACUUGCUUGAUUCCAGACUCGGAACCGGCUGCCUCGCAAAGUCAUCUACAACGUGCAGUGAGCGACCACCAAGCUAGUUUUACAAGCUUGAAGAAGGGCUUAGUGGAAUCGCGCGGCGAAUGGUUGCUAGGUGGCUCGGAAGCCGCAGAGGCGUACGAGGAUGCUGUUGGUUGUAUGAACCGACUCGCGCAGCAUUUGAACGGGUUGCGAAGUGGGACGCGCUUACAUGCAGAACUUGCUCAGGCCGCGCGUGAUGGAAAAGUUGUCCUCGUGCACUUGACGCUCUCCAGAGGAAUGGGCUCGAUGGGACUGCUCAGACACAUGUACAUAGCAAAGACGCGACAAUCUUCGGCGAGCUGAUCGAUGAUAUAGGUCCUCCACUCAAGGCACUCUCUGCGUCUUCUACGAGCACUCUCCACCGCCUUUGGAAAUCCUUCGUCAAACGUCGAGAUGCACGGGAAGGCGACAUCCAGAAGAUCUUCCAGCUAACGGAGGUUAUCCAACGGGCACUGUUUACCUUCCAGAGCACAUCUAACCAGGCUCUUAUGCGUGUAUACCGACGAAGUGAUCUGAUGGUAUCUGAGUCUUUCAAAUCAGCGGAGGAGUCGAUUCCUAUGUCGAAUAGUGGGUCGAGUGCGGCUGGGCAUGACAACCCAGUGCCAGAAAACGAGUUGCUAUUGCGCUCGGGUGCGGAUGAAACUGUCUUCCUGGUUUAUUACUUUAUCUUCACUCUACAAGAAUUCGCAAGAGAGUUGACAGUUCUUACAGAAGUCAUGUGUCGGAUUUACGAGAUUGAACGGGUUGCGACGGAACAGCAUUGGGCGAAACGACUUAUACGGUUCUUUUAUUUUGAGAAUAUGAAGGAAGGGUUGAUUGGGUUCCCAGCGACUAUGAAUAUAAAUAGGAAGAAUCAGAGGAGGCCGACGUUGUCAAAGCUAUUCAUGCGGCUGCACGCACUGAAUACCGUCCUCACUCCCGGUCGCGAGCAAUUGAGUUUUCAGGGUCAUAUGGGCCAAUCGAUAUGGCGAUUUAACGAGAAGAUGGAGGAUAAUAAUGUUAAGUCCGCGAUUAAGGCUAGGAUUGCGAUUGCGCUGGUUGGGGUUCCGGCUUUCUUUGAUUCAACUCGUCCGAAUUUUAUGAAAUAUUGGGGAGAGUGGACGUUGAUUUCGUUCUUUAUUGUUAUAUCGCCAACUAUUGGAACGACAAAUUUCUUCAGUCUGCACCGGUUGCUUGGAACGUUAUACGGAGCUAGUUCGGCUGUUGCGAUAUUCUUGCUCUUCCCAGAAAACCCCGUUGUACUGUCAAUAUUUGGGUUCUUUUACGCUAUUCUGUGCUUUUAUUAUAUUAUUGCAAAACCACAAUAUGCGAGUGCGGGACGCUAUAAUAUCUGCCAAAGGGACAUUUCUGUUGUGGACAUCGCGUAUUACCGGUCUAUUUCUGCUGGUGCUGUUGUAAUAUAUGCUGUUAUUGUGUCCCGUUUAUGGGAGCCGGCAGAAGCGCGUAGAGAAGUUAGCAAAGCACUAAAAAGGUUCUGUCUAAACCUUGGAUGGUUGUACACUCACCUCGUCGCGACCAGUUCUAGGAUUUUCGUUCGAUUAAAUUCUCCACAUGUGGAUAUUCACGAUGAAACGAGGAAUGUGGUGAAUGCUAUCGAGCGGGACUUGCAUAUGACUCCUUACAAUGGCAACGGCGAUGGAAAUGGAAUCCCGAUUGAGACGUCGCAGCUGUUGUCUGUGAAGCUUAAUAGCUCGGUUCAGAAUUUCAUGACUAUAAGACACUUUCCUAUUGCGAUGUAUUGCUCUAUCUUGACGAGUCUCCAGACGAUUUUGGACAGUUUGCAUAGCAUGUGUUGUGUUACUACAAGAGAGGGGUGGUGA
This is a messenger RNA of Fomitiporia mediterranea MF3/22, 2157 nucleotides long. RefSeq lists its product as uncharacterized. Bases 826 to 2157 code for a protein of 443 amino acids. The transcript is spliced from 13 exons. The record is from RefSeq and is a predicted model, not a curated record. Lineage: Eukaryota; Fungi; Basidiomycota; Agaricomycetes; Hymenochaetales; Hymenochaetaceae.